Lineus longissimus is the source of this 9965-nucleotide messenger RNA. Its product is annotated as potassium channel subfamily T member 1-like. The transcript has 37 exons. Gene Ontology annotation, molecular function: intracellular sodium-activated potassium channel activity; outward rectifier potassium channel activity. The record is from RefSeq and is a predicted model, not a curated record. Lineage: Eukaryota; Metazoa; Nemertea; Pilidiophora; Heteronemertea; Lineidae. Bases 1173 to 5216 code for a protein of 1347 amino acids. Gene Ontology annotation, biological process: potassium ion transmembrane transport. Gene Ontology annotation, cellular component: plasma membrane.
CCAACGUUCUAAAUCAAAACUACACAUGCUAGCAUUAGCGUAGCGCUAUCAUUCAUUGUCGGGAACGUCGAGGAAUAAAAUAUAUUGAGAGCUGGAUUAAAUUGUUACUGUUAGUUGGGUCUGCCUUAUAUGAUAGCCGAGAAGGGAUUUAUCCAUUGCUUAGGAUUAUUGUUGCAUCUUGCUUUGGAGGCUGCCUUGAUUCAAAUACAACUACCUAUAUAAGGCUGAAAUCUGAAAAUUACCAGGGAGACGAGACGUUUAUUUGAUGUGAAGGAUUGGUUGUGGAUAUAUUGCGUACAUGUACAUUGUAUGAGCAAGAAUUGAUACUGGGUGAUUCUGGGAUAUGUUAGUAUAAAGAGGUCCAAAGUGGCAUUGAAGCCCAAGACUCUUAGUGGAACACUACCCGCCUGAUUAUAAACCCAUCAAAAUUGAGAUAGGACGACGACGAAGACAAAUCAACUUGGCUUGAUUGGAGUAUUUUUUAACACCGUAGUUUUUCUUUGUGGAUAACCUGCACGAGCUAUUGUUAACAAAACACUUGUACAUUCGGUCUACUAUCCGUGUUACGUUCAACUGAGGGAAAGAUUUGUCCUUACUGCAAAAUCGCAGUAAUUGACAUCUCGACGUUUUUUAAUAAGUCUAUGAAAGAAUGUGUACGUCUCUGUUGUUGCACUCUUCAUGUACGAAAAGACUCGGAGGAUUGAAUGAAAAAUCCAAUCCCACAAAUAUCGAUUGCUGAUGGCGACAAGUGCACUACUAAUUUGAUAUAUUGAUUUCACUUUUCAAGAAAUAAUAAAUCAUUUCGUUCUUUCAACCAAGGUAUACUUCUUAAAACGGCUAUCUGUAACAUCAACAUUGAUGACUACUGGACUCCAGGAAAGACAUUGAGUCCAUCGGAAUAUGCGUAAUCUACAAAAGUCAUUGAGUACUGUCCCAAGCGUAACACGCGUCAGUAUCUCAGAAGUUGACUUCUAGAGAAAAGGGUUGGAUCUUAAACAUCGAUUUUCGAUCGAGGAAUGGCAGACCAUCUGAAUUCCAGAUCUGCACUUUUCGGAACAUGCUAAGGACAUUAAGCAUUGAUUUCUAUGAGCCAGCGUAAUUGGGGGCGAAGUGUGCCAGUGAUUUGAUUUAUUGUCUUCACCCAAUCGGGAUUCGCUGAGGAAAUAGCGAAGAUGGCUGGUCGAUAUGCUCACCAUGGCCAACACACGUCACGUGGAGGAAACAGGGACAGGUUGGGUAGUAGAGACCGGACUGGGCCCACGUUACGGGCUGGGAAUAGAGAUCGGGCUCGGUCAAGAAGUCAGAGUCUGAUUGCGGUCCUCAUGGGCAAGUCGGUGGAGAACAUGGUUCAGGAAGAUAGUGACCCAGGAGUACGAGUUGAGUUCUUUACGAAUGAGCGGUCGUUCAAAGAGAGAUUGCAGUUGUAUUUCAUAAAGAAUCAGAGAUCAAGUCUUCGCAUCCGUAUCUUUAACCUAGUGAUCAAAUUAUUAACAUGCAUUCUGUACGUGGUGCGUGUGUGCCUCGACAACCCAAGCGAAAAACCACCAUGCACGUCAAGUUGUGGACCAUGCCUCAACGUUACGGCGGAGGAGAGAUUUCAAUCCGUGGAAGAUUUCAGGAAAAAUCCGGUGAUAGAAUGGGUGGCGAUAGGUUAUGUAAAUCGAAGCUACUGGCUUUGGGUGACACAAGUGACAGUAGCUGUGAUCAGUUUAACAGAAACAAUGCUCGUCACAUACCUUGGCUACAAAGGCAACAUCCUCCAGCUAAUCCUUGCCCCAUCAUUCAUCCUGGAAUUAAUAAACACAGUACCUUUUAUAUCAACUAUUUUCUGGGCGAGAUUACGGUGCCUUUUUAUUCCUGUAUUCCUAAACUGCUGGCUUGCCAAAAGUGCAUUGGAAAAUAUGCUGAAUGACCUCCACCGUGCCAUGCAGAAGUCACAAUCUGCACUAUCACAACAGAUACUCAUUCUGAUGGCUACUUUAACUUGUAUUAUUUUUACCAGCGUGUGCGGUGUACAGCAGCUACAGCGUGGUGGCUAUCAGCAUAUGGAUUUCUUUGGUGCAUUAUGGUUUGUGAUAGUUACAUUCUCGACAGUCGGCUACGGUGAUUAUACGCCGGAUAUAUGGCCUAGUCAACUCUUCAUGAUGAUCAUGAUAGCAGCAGCAUUAGUGGUCGUUCCAACGCAGUUGGAGCAGCUUGCCUUCACAUGGAUGGAGCGACAAAAACAGGGUGGCACUUAUAGUAGUCAUCGAGCACAAACAGAAAAACAUGUUGUUGUAUGUGCUACAGCGUUACAUGCAGAUACUAUCAUGGAUUUUCUAAAUGAAUUCUACGCCCAUCCAAAAUUGCAGGACUAUUUUGUGGUGUUAUUGUCCCCUUGUGAGCUGGACCCCACAAUGAGGAUGAUAUUACAAGUACCCAUCUGGGCGCAGCGGGUGAUUUAUAUCCAAGGGUCGGCAUUGAAAGAUGCUGACCUGACGAGGUGCAGAAUGCAGGAAGCAGAGGCUUGUUUUAUCCUAACAGCCAGGAAUUAUGCAGAUAAAAAUGCUGUUGAUCAGCAUACCAUAUUGAGAUCAUGGGCUGUGAAAGAUUUUGCACCUACAUGCCCACAGUAUGUCCAAAUUUUUCGGCCGGAAAAUAAAUUCCAUGUGAAGUUUGCUGAACAUGUUGUCUGUGAAGAUGAAUUCAAAUAUGCCUUAUUAGCCAAUAACUGUCUUUCACCGGCUACCUCCACACUAGUGACUCUUCUUCUUCACACAUCAAGGGGACAAGAGGGCCAGACCUCAUCUGAAGAAUGGCAGCGUGUGUAUGGCCGAUGCUCAGGGAAUGAAAUUUACCAUAUUAAACUUGGUGAUAGUCAAUUUUUCGGAGAGUACGAGGGAAAGAGUUUUACAUAUGCUAGUUUUCAUGCACACAGAAAGUAUGGCGUUAGUCUUGUUGGUGUCUUGCAGAGUCUUCCAGGAUCCACAAUCCAGUUGAAUCCUGGUCCAAGGCACAUUAUGAAAGGUGCUGAUAUAUGCUUCUACAUGAACAUAACCAAAGAGGAAAAUUCGGCUUUCAUCCUCGCGCAUCCAAACAAUGAUAAAGAUACGCGAAUGGAUAAAAUGAAGCCACCUGCUGGUGGAAAUUACUCCAAAGUCGCUAGCAUGAUUGCAAGCGUUGAAGAAUUGCCGAGAAAACUAUCUUUUCGGAAAAAAAAUCAGACGUACCAUCCACCACGACCUCGGCUAAACCAAACGAGCAAGCAGGGUACCGUGGCCAUGGUAGUCAAGGCUGGCGACGGUGGGCCAUAUGCAACCUAUACUAAGAACAGUAUUACCCCGCCAAAUUCGAACCAAGGUACUGUGGCCUUGGAGCUCCAACACACAAGGGAUAAGUCUAACAGUCAGGUGCUAGAUCAGAAUGGACAAAAGACAGAUUCAAUGGCCAACAAACUAGAACUUCCAAAAGGCCUAAGUAUACAGAGUCUAAAUAAGCGGCCUAGUAUUGCUCCAGUGCCGGCCGUUCUUGAUGCAGCAGGUAUUGAGAUUACGGUAGAGUCAGAGGACUCUGAUCAAGAUAGCAGUAUAACUGAAGAAGAGCCACCUUGGGUUACACCCAACUCGGAUACCGUAAAAGGGUUCCCGCCACUUACACCCUACAUUGGUACCACGCCCACGCUGACCCAUAUUAUGCGGGAGAAGCGGCAUAUAUGUUGUCUCCAGUUGGCACAGACAUGUGACCAUUGCUCAUUCAAACAUGCAAAGGAAUACCAUUGGUCGAACCGAACGAUCAUCGUAGCUGCUGAUUAUGCAAGCAACGGCUUGUAUAACUUUAUUGUGCCAUUGAGAUCUCAUGCUCGACCAAAAAAUACUAUGAAUCCGAUUGUGCUACUCUUAGAAAGAAGACCAGACCAGAGCUUCUUAGAGACAAUUUGUUACUUUCCUCUUGUCUACUGGAUGAUAGGAUCUAUAGAAUGCCUUGAUGACCUGUUACGGGCUGGUAUCACUCUGGCAGACAAUGUGGUUAUUGUCAACAAGGAGAGCUCAAACUCUCAAGAGGAAGACUACUUAGCUGACUGCAACACCAUUGUGGCAGUACAGACGAUAUUCCGACUAUUUCCAAGUGCUAACAUCAUAACGGAGUUGUCCCAGUCCUCCAAUAUGAGGUUCAUGCAGUUCAGAGCCAAAGAUCACUAUGCUUUAAACCUCUCCAAGGUGGAAAAGGUAAGUCCCCAUAAAGAAAAAGAAAGAGGAAGCCACAUCUCUUACAUGUUCAGGUUACCAUUCGCAGCAGGAAAUGUAUUCAGUGCUAGUAUGUUGGACACGCUUCUAUAUCAAGCAUUUGUCAAGGACUAUCUCAUCACAUUCGUUCGACUGUUAUUAGGCAUUGACCAGGCUGUGGGGUCUGGACAUUUGUCUUGUAUGAAAAUUUCCAAAGAUGACCUGUGGAUACGGACCUACGGCCGACUCUAUCAAAAACUCUGCUCAACCACCUGUGAGAUUCCUAUUGGUAUUUACCGGACAAUGAUCCAACACACAGAAAACACAUCUGCUGAUGGUGUCCCUGGGUCAGGUCAUUCAUCACAGCAAACACCUCACUUUGAUUUCAAACGGCGCCUUUCGACUCGUAUCCAUCAAAAACUUGCUCAACGAUGUUCAGGUAGAAAUCGAAAUAACCUGGGCGCAAAAAAUAAAACUGCUGAACCUAAAGAAAAGGAGGUUUCUCUGAAUGUGAUGCACACCGACGAUGAAGGAGGAAGUGACAGCCUGGGAUCGGAACGGCAAGAGAUCUGCCAACUAGUCAAGUCGAGGAUGCAGAGCCUUGGACUGCCAACAGAUGAUUACGAUGAUGUUAGUGAUAAGAGAAAUACGUUAUCAUAUGUGAUCAUCAACCCAAGCUAUGACUUAAAGCUUGAAGUGGACGAUGUUGUAUACUUAAUUCGACCAAGUUCACUGUCAGCCCAGGCAUCACCGUUGAUUGAUGAACGGAAACUGUUGGCCCGGAAACGAUUUUUACCACAUAAGAGAGAAGAGCCGACUGGUGCUGAUGAGGAACCAAUCAGUAGAAGUUCUACUCCUGACUGUGAUCAUGAUGCUAAGAAUGAGCCUGCUACAUUAGAAAUAAAUAAUUGUACAUCUGUUGUCAGAAUAGAGUUUAGACCUAGAAAACCACCAUUUAUUGCUGAUUCCACCAGAUUUCAAUUAGACGCAACCACGGUUACCAUGCAUGAGUGACAGUUUUGGCAGGUUGGUCCCAUCAACUGCUCUAAUUGGCCCAUUUGGGAAGGUAAACUAUGUUGUCCUUGCAGCUUGUUGGAACACUACACUUCCAAUGCACUGUUCACUCAUGCAUGGAUUGAUGACGAUGAAAUGCAAAGUCAGUUAUGAUGCUGUUACUUUUAUCAUUGCAUCAGCACAGAACAGAUGUUUUCUCGAGGCUAAAAAGGUUGCACACCUUUCUUGGCUCCUGGCAGCAUCAGAGUGGGAGUUUUAAAAGAUGUGUAGCAUUUGUAUUACUGGCAUACAGCUUCACCUGUAUCACAGGCAUGCAGCCCACUAAGUAUCGAAAAGAAAAGGAACUAUUGGUAAAUCGGAGUACCUGCAGUUUAGUUUUAGUUAAGUUUAGACCCUUUAAUUAGACAAAUUUAUUGACACUAACUUAUAUUCAUUCUUCAUGCAUGCUCCAACCAGAUUGAUUUCCCUUUCCUGGCUGAUAUCCAUGCAUAAUGGCAACACUUAAGUCAUAUUCACAACUGACAAAAUUUAUCAGUUUGGGAUUAGACAUUCGUCUCCCUCUUACACUGUAGUUUAGAUGACCUUCACUUUGACCUACGCAGUGAUUUUGACCUGUAAUCCUGACCUUCACCUUCCACUCUUAUGACUAAUCUUCCUGCACUUGACCUCGACCUCAGUACUAAUCUUGUUGGUGUCUUUUCUUUCUUUAUCUUUGGAAGGGGAUUCUCAACUUCCUUUGAAUCCAUAGUUUCAUCUAAAGCACUGUUCUAAAACUCUUCUUCUGCUAUCGUUUGGGAAUGGUUUCAUAGCAAUUGUUGCAUGGUGUUUAUAAAACUAAAAUCCAUAGACCAUAUCCAAGUUCUAUGUUAACCCUUCAUGUAUUCUAAUUAAAAGUUUCUGUAUAAUAGUAGUAUUUGUUUAUACUUACGUGGUGAUGAUGACGUAUUUUAAUUUUGCAUCCAUUUCGGCAGUUGCAGUGCGGCAUGAUGUACAUGUAUAUUGCAUCCAGGUGUAUAAAUGUGUUUAUAUUACAGGUUUUUAUAUAGAUAUAAACACCACAUCCUUAUGGGUUUCAGUCAUGCAAUUUUCAGUCAAUCAUCUUCAAAAUGUGCCUCGGGUCUAAUAUGCCAUCUCAAAAUGCUAGGUUGAUGUAUGUUCCUCUUGGCAUUAAUUACAUAAGUGUACAUGCUAUUACAGCUGUGACAUAUCAUCACAGUCCAGUACCUACUCAUACUGCAGGUCUGUGUUGACCUUAGUGCUCUGCCUCCAAACAUCAGCUGCAAUUCAUAAAAAACAUUCUUGGUGUUCCAUCUGUUAAUAAAAGUUAUCACAAAAUAGUCCAGAGGAAUUCCAAUGUUGUUAAAAACGCUAGAUAGCUGAACCAACAGCAGAAGAUUGUUUAUGUUUUUUAAAACCAAAAAUAAUUCAAAGAUAUGGGUAUCAUAAUCGCCAUCUUCUUACAUCUUAUUCUCCUCGUUAUCCUUUUUGCAGGUUAGUCCCCUCUCGGCAACGAGUAUGGCCCCAGGCAUGGCCGAUGGCAUCGCGGGGACAUUUGUGUGACAGCGUCCCUUUACCUGAUGGAAUAUUGAACAAGUAAUGAAAGACUGCAUUCCUCGGAUGACAAGAUGACAGGGUGUGUAGGCAUAAGUCUUGGCCUGUUCAAACAGUUUUGUAAGGAAGUGGUAUUACUGACCACAGAUCUAGAGAUAUUCAAGAGACAGCAUCAAUCAAGUGUUAUUGGAAAAGAGUUGCACCAUUGAAUAUGGACUAUCUUGCACAAUGAGCACUGACCUUUAGGUAGUAAUCCCUUUUUCUCUUAAUUGCUACCAAGUGGAAAAAGGCGAAUUUUUAAAUGUAACGUGCAGUACAUAAUUCCACUCAGAUUGUGCAAUUACGGUAAUAAUUUGUUAAGGUUUCCAUUAAUGUUGACGUUUCCGACACCAAAUUUCUUCUGAAUUUCAUAAAAUUAUUUGUAAAUAAUAUUUAGGUUUUAGGACUUUGAUCUCGUUAAAGAGAUGAGGUGCAGGAAAGUUCAAGGAGUUUUGUUCAUAAGAAGAAGAAUGUUCAUCAUUUUUUUCAUAACUUUUGUAUUGCUCAUUCCAAAGAGGAUAACAUUUUAGAUGUAAUUAUUAUCAUUAUGUUAUUUUGUCAUUGUGAAUAAAACAACUCAUGUUGGUAUAAGUUGUGUUUUUGGGCACAGGGUGACAACCCUUGAGGACCAAGACAUUGUAAAUAUCUUUUAUUUGAUGCAUCCUGCUGGCUCAGCUAUUUUAUUUGUACAUAUCUAUCCAAUAGAUAGAUAUUUGAUGACAUCGGGACUACUUGUAAACACGUUGCAUGUUGUGUUCGUUCAGAAAAGAAACCUGUCUUCUGUUGAUAGUUUUCUGUACAACAUAAUGAUUCUUACACAUGAUGUACAGCUGUCCUUGUACCAAAAUCAUAUUCAGGUUAUAUUCUAAAAUAUCCUGCAUGUCAUGAGGUCAGCGAGUAAAAUUCCUAGUACCCAAGUGAAUCAGAUGUUGAAACUGUUAAGUAUUUGAGUACAGCUAUAUUUAGUGUUAUUUAACUUAAAAAGGAGAUUAAUAGUUUUUGUCAAUCACAAGUUAUAUCUUUAAAAUUGGUCUCAAAAUGUAUUUUAAAAGCACACCCUCCCUGGUUGUUUUGUUCCUUUUCAAUGCAUUUGUGUACAGUAUUUGUAUUCUCAUUAAUGUUUUCAUUGCUGUUUCUAUAUGACACAGAAGCAUCUAAAGUUUAUCAUCACAGAUAUUUAUACAGAAGUUAUAUUUUUACCCUUAGAUAUUUGCUAUUGGCAUGGUGAGCAGAAGUGAGAGAGUGAAUGUUGUUGAGCGAUGUUAAUUUUGGAUUGAUGUAUAUACUUCAGCUUGAAGCUUUAAUCCACUCAUAAUUAAGUCAUGUUUGUUGAUUGUGAUUGUUGCCAUUUCUAUCCAUCAUACCUCAUGUGAUCGCCCGAUGGCCACUACAUUUCUUCACUUUAGCGUCUUGAAGGGGGACUUUAAGCAGGAGCCAACCAUCGAAUUGGUGGGCUCCAGGAUGCUGUUGUUUACCUCCCUCAUGUCUGGUCUCCAUUUAAAGGGAACAUCAUCUGAAGAGAUCUUUUGUUGGUGAUGGCCUUCCCAAAUUCAUAAAGUUACCGGUACACAUUUUCUGCAUAAAUGGCCCAGUGUGUCCAUUUAAGAAGCUUUUAAAACAAUUGCUAGAGAAGGUGAAGGUAUCAAGGAAGGGUUUCAAGGCUUCCAGAUUAAAUAUAGCAUGAUAAAAAGACCAGGCGUUUAAGAUAGAGUUAGCAAUUUGUAUGCAUUUGCAUUUUUGUGUAUAAUUUUUAGAAAUAAAAUUGUUCAUUUCCCUCCCCCAAAUGUGUUUUAAAAUAUCAGAGGUGCUGUUCUCAUAUUGUAUAUGACAUAAAUAUGAAAACUGAUUUUUGUAUUUUUUCAUUAAAUCAAUUUGAAAUGUAUGUAAAGUAUUUGCCAUUGUUUCUGUUUCAAACAUCUGGCAAACCACUGUCCCAUUGAAAGCAUACAAAGCUAUACCUGCAGAAUGGGACCAUUCAGCUGUUGACUUGUUUAUCCAAUAGUUAAAGUUAAAAGUCUGCUAAACCACAAAUGCCUCAUCAGGUCAGAGCUUAUCCUGGAUUCCAUACCAUUAAGUGACUAAGGUAUCACUCCCCGUGGAAAGGAUGCUAAUCCCUCAUAGACUUCUCAGCAAGCCUGGUACUUAUUCCUCCUGGGUCAAAGGAAGCAAUGAAGGGUUAGGUGUCUUGCUCCAGUAUUAAAAAGCGGUGAUCCUUGUUUGUCCAACCGGACGCCUAAAAACAAAUAGUUGUGACAGAUUUCCUUUUGUUGACAUAGCAGCCAAAGAACCCCAUUUAGCAGGGAGAGGUCCUGUUCCAUAAUAUUGCUUUGUAUGCUGUCCACUGUGUUUAUUGUAAUAGAAUACUGAAGUUCCCUUCAUAGUCAUGAGCCAAACUAACAGCAGAAACAACAGUUUCUUAUUUUGCUGUUCAUGCCAAAAGCCAUCAAAAAUGCUAAUAACUAGCUGUUUAAACUGGUUCAGUUAACAAUUGUAUAUUAUAUUGGUAAAAACCGUAUAUAUUCUAUUUACAACAAUAUUUUGAAGUUAAUGGUACAUUCAGUGUAACCCAUAGCUGGUCACUGAAGCUAAUGGGAUCUACAGUAUCUAAUGAGCGCUACAUUAUAAUGAUGUAUCUUUUUAAAGGGAAAUUAUAGGCAAGUCAUGAGGAACGUGCAUACUGAAAGCAAGCCUAGGCCUCCAAGGGAUCAAAGGAGCUAUCAAUCUCCUAAUGACAUGCAUUGAAAAUAGAGAUUCUUGAGGAGACUGAUUCAUUGGAACCUAUCUUAGCAGAUGCCUCUCUCCUAAGGACACCCUCUCUAUUGAAGGACAAUGCAUUGAUCAUUUCUAUUGACAUUUUUUCUAUUGAAUUGACCUCCGUAAUGAAGACACAGUCUCAAUUAAGGAGAGUAUUUGUUAGUCCCAAGGAUGUCCUUAAGAGAGGUUCUACUGUAUAUAGACUGUACAAUUGGGACCUCCCUUUGAAGGAAGUUCGGUCAUCUGCCUGCCCAGGUCAAGCGAUAGAUUAUGUCAUGUGACCCUAAUCAUCAGACUUUUUUCCAUGCUCUGUAUUUGAAUGUUUCAUGGCACACCAUCCAUUUUAACUCUCCUCCAUGUACAUUUUCUGCACAAUAAAUUAAUGUUUUAUUUCUUAUAAAUCUA